AAAAAAUUGUCGAGUGAAAACAAAAGAAAUUGACUGUUUCCAUGGUUACGAAUAAAUUAAUGAGUGACAGUCAUUCGAUGAUCAUUAGUCGAAGUAGAAACGUCAAAUUGUCAUCGUUCCUUUAAAUAUUUAUAGAAAUUGUGAGAAAAAUAAUUUUUUUUUUGUGAGAAAAAUGGCCCGAACUCCAAGAUCAGCGAAAAUUUCCAUCGAUGACCGAAAAUUGGCCGAUUUGUUCAAAGGGAAUUCAAAGAAAAUUUCUGACGACUUCGAAGCUAAGGUUGAUGCAGCGAGAAAAACGUGGUCAAAAAUUCAAGAAGACGAGGGAAAACCAAAGACAGAUCUAAAUAGAAGAAAAUCAUUACGAAGCUCCAGUGUUGAAUCAACAAAUGAUCAAUUAAAAACAGCGGAAUUGCGCCGCAGGUCCUUAAGAUCGAGUUCCAUCGAUAAAUCCAGUGUAAUUACGCCCUCCACCGAAAACAGUUGCGCGAGCAGCACAUGCAGUUCUCCAAAGGGCGAGGACAAACGUAACCUACGUUCUCGAUCCAAACUCGCAGCAAUUACUGAAGCUGAUUUAAUGUCAAUGGCUGCUGGUGAUGCCAGCAUUAUUGAAUUGCCAGUAUUGUUUGAGUCAAGAAAUCAGGACGGAAACGAUGAUGAAGAAUCUGACGAAGCGACCAUUUGCUUAGAAUUCAAUAAUCAAGAAGGAGACUUUUCCGAAAUUGUCACUGACGUCGUUGAUAGAAUUCAACAAGACAUCAACGAGGAGUUGAAGAAUACCGAGCCACAAUCUUUCGAGGCAUUGCAAACUUACAAUAGAAAAACACCAACCAACAAUCAGCAAAAAUCGAAGCAAAUGGGAGGCAACAAGAAUAAUAAAUUGAAGCGCAAUUUCAUUCCUCACGAUUCAAUAAGAACAUUUUUUGACAGUAUGGCAAUAACUGUAUCAAGUUUCCCCAUACAUCUUCAAGCUAAAGUGAAAAUUGAAAUUUGCAAAAUAGUCGGAGGUUUUGAGUACGACUUAACAUCAUCGAAAGCAAAUUGAGCUUUUUUUGUUCGCUCCCUCUUUUUUUUCGUCUUCUUCACUCGACGAAAAAAAAAUGGUAUUUUAUUUUCUAUUUUUCGUCAAAUUCUAUACAAGUUUUUUUUUUGAAUUUUUCGCUUUUGAAAUGAGCUAGCAAAGCGACCUUGAAGUUUCUUUGGAGUGUUGCCAAGAUUGUUCUCUCAGUGAGUGAGAGAGAGAGAGAAAAGAAAAAAAGCAAAAAAAAAAAAAAAAAAAAAAUUUAACCGAGGGAUAAUUUUAGAUCCCGUUGAAAGUAGUUUAUGAUAAUGGGAACAUUUUUCAUAGAAACUUUUUUUCAAGGGGGGGAAAGAAAUUAAAGAAAAUCU
Molecule: messenger RNA, 1386 nt
Organism: Leptopilina heterotoma
Lineage: Eukaryota; Metazoa; Arthropoda; Insecta; Hymenoptera; Figitidae
Exons: 4
Coding region: 173-1042 (289 amino acids)
Molecular function (GO): DNA binding
Source: RefSeq, a predicted model, not a curated record